AAAUUAAUAUGGAAAUCCUUAACUAAUUUGCAUUUUUUCAUUACUCUGAAUGUUAAUUUAUUGAUUCCAAACAAAAAAAUGCUACCUAAACCCCAAAAAAUCCAGGACUAAGGACCCGCCUUAAAGCCAUUAAGUAAAUUUGAAACUUUAUACUAGCAUCCACCACUUUCCAUCCACAUCAGAUCUGAUUGACAGUCGACACUGUGACUAAGUUACAAAAUAUCCGGAAAGAUUCCGAAUAUACAAUGUGUACAUGCAGUGUAAACCAUGCGGCAUGGCGAUUGGCAUUUGAUCUACAUCCGUCCACUGUAUAACACAUGUUUACAAUCAUGUCGGAGAUUUGGAAGCUUGCUUUUUUACUGUCGCUAUUUCAUAACGUGGAAACCUCGCCCGUUGUCGCGCUAAAUGGAGCGAGCAUGGAGAUGACUGAAAAUGAGGUCAAGACUCUGACUUUCAAUUUUACCGAGAUUGACAGACCUGUAAAUUUUUUUGUCCGAAGUUCAGAUAUCGAGAUUUUCACAGUUAUCGAUGGCAUUCAUCACAAUAUUACUGUUGGAGAGCAUGGGAAUUUUUCAGUCCGAAUUCGCGGUGAAUUUUUAGGACGUGCCAAAUUGCAUUUGUUUGUAAACAAACUGUUCCAAGGGACGAAACUCAACAAAGCGAUACAUGUACCGGGUGCUCAUGAGAAUGAAACCUGGUACGAAGUGACGGAAUAUGUUGAUAUUGUGGUAAAGCGAGCUGACAGUCCGUUGAAUACAAUAUUUACUUCCAUUGUGAUCGUGCUAGUGUGUCUGGCAAACAUUGCCAUGGGGUGCAAAACAGAGCUGAAGGAAGUGAAGAAAACACUGAAGAGGCCUAUCGCACCUGUCACCGGCCUUCUGUCACAGUUUAUACUCAUGCCUCUGAUAUCUCUUGGAGUGGGUUACCUAUUGGGUUUAGAAGCAGCCUUGUGGUUUGGAUUCUUUGCUAUGGGUACAUCACCAGGGGGCGCUGCCAGUAACAUAUACUGCUAUCUAUUGGAUGGAGAUGUGUCUUUGAGCGUUACUAUGACAUUCAUCAGCACCUUGUCAUCAUUAGCCCUGAUUCCUGCCUGGAUCUACGGUGUCGGAAUAAAUGUGAUUUACAAGGACAUAGAAAUCUCCAUUCCCUUCACUAAUAUCUUCACUUCUCUGAUUGGCUUGAUCAUUCCUGUGGGGAUCGGAAUUCUGAUUCAGAUGAAGAAACCCACCUGGGCAAAGUUCAUUGAGAAGUGUGUCAGACCAAUCACAGUCAUCUUUGUAAUUUUGGUGUUUACCAUUGGAGUUUAUGCCAAUUUAUAUGUGUUCCAACUGCUUAAGCCUCUGACAUUGCUAGCAGGUGCCCUUAUUCCAUAUUGUGGUUUUGGUUUUGGUGCUCUUGUUGCCUUUCUCACUCGACAUGACAGACAGAGAAUUCUCACGAUCGCCAUAGAGACUGGCAUACAGAACACAGGUGUUUCCAUUGUGAUGCUUCAGCUCUCACUACCUGCUCCAGAUUCAGACAUCGGCAUCGUGGCUCCGAUUGUGUGUUCCAUAUUCACUCCUAUUCCUAUGGCAAUAGCUAUCAUAUCAUAUGAAAUAAAGAAACGGUGCUUCACAAAGAAAGAGCCUACAAACAGUGGAAAAUUAGAUGAACUGGAUUGUGGUAAAGCUGCUGAAAAAUCUGAGAUCAAAGGGUUGUCUUACCAGCCUGUGAAUGAGAAAGGAAGCGACAGUGAGACUGAAACUGCCCAAGCUUUGAAGAAGAAGGAUUCAAAAUAGAGGAGUGGGGGGUUGUGACUUUUGAAAUGUGUAUUUAGUGUGCCAUUGCAUAUUUGCAGAGGGUCAUCUUGGGUGUAUCUAAUGGGUAACUUAGCUCAGAUUAAUUAAGGACAUCUAUAUCUUCAAAUUUUUAAUACAUGUACAUGGAUACUGGUUUUAUGUGAAUAUACAAAUUAAUAAAUUUUACAUUCCAUUUAAGUGAUUAGAUGGAAAUUUUAUGAGACCUGGCACAGUGUGAAUCUCCAUUUUCCAAUUAGAGCGAUUUACUCUUAAUUUCAGAAUGAUAUUAAAUAUCCAGCUCAUUUAUCUGAAUGCCCACCAGAUGCAUACUCAUUGAUGGACAAGAUGUACAUGUACAAGUCUUUGAGUGUUUUCUUAAAAUUUUGUUGACUGGUAUGUAUGUGUUCGAAUGCAGUUGAAGACUUGUGUCUGUUUUGAAUUUUAUUUUAAGAAAUUAAAGUUUUGAAUUUUUUUGUUGAAAACAUGCAGGCACUGGUACUAUGCUUUUAUUUUGGGUGUAUCAUUUUUUACUGAAUUUUUUCUUGAUGAUAUAAAUGACAUAUCAGACAAAGGUUUACUGCCAAAAAUACUGUUGGUACAUGUAAGUCUAUUGAGCCGUACCUCUAGAUUUGGUAAUUUACAGUGUAUGGUUUUAGCCAGCUUGCCCCCUGUUUACUGGGCUAUGUUCUUGUAUAUAUGUGAAUUUUUAAAGUAUCAAACAUCUAGAGAUAUUUUAUCAUACUACAAUGUAUGUUUUAAGUUAUCAGUUUAUAUUACAUGUACAUUAUGAUAUCUACAUAUAUUACAUGUAUUAUGAUAUCUACUGAUAUUUGAUAUGAUGAAUUAUACACACAAGCAUGCAUCAUUUCAUAUAUGGUUAAUGAUAUUGUUCAUCAUUUAGAAUGAUUCAUAAAGACUGAGUAAUACUAUAUAUGUCACAUGGUAUUUUUUAAAUUCUGGAUUGAAUGGAGAGAACGUACAUUCAGAAACCCAUAUAUAGUAUCGAAUGCUUAGUUAUUACAGAAUCUUUGCUGUUGGUGAUUAGAUUUUUAUGCUCCCCGAAAAAUUCUCAGGGGAGCAUAUAGUCACCGUUAUGUCUGUCCAUCUGUCCAAGUUCAUAUCUCCUAAACCUUCCAUCAGAAAUUGAUCAUGAAUACAGUGUAUUCCCUGAGACAGGGACUUUUUGACCAAGGUCAUUUUGGAAAUGUCAAGGUCACUCAGAACAUAUACAUGUACCAUACACAUAUAAGGAAAAUGUUCCUUAUUUCAACAGUUUUUGAACAGGUAUUGAUCAUAUAUACAUACAAAUAAGUAACAGGCAAAUGACUUUCAGACAAAGUCACUCAAGAUCAUUUUUGAAAGGUCAAGGUCACUCAGAACAUAACCUUACAUAAGGAAAAAGUUCCUUAUUUCAACAGCUCUUGAACAGGUAUUAACUAUAUAUAUAUAUAUAUAUAUGUAUAUAUAUAUAUAUAUAUAUAUAUAUAUAUAUUUAUAUAUACAGUGAAACUUCUCCAAACCGACCCCUCAGAAAACCGGUUCUCCCUGAAUAUCGGCCGAUUUUCAAAGUCCUGGCAGAAAUCUUAACAUUUCCUUACAAAGAAAGUCUUACAAAACCGGCCACCCCUGAAAACCAGACAUCGGCCACUUUUUAAAGUACAUUUGUUAACAAACAUGUGUAAUUUACCCUUAUAAUACUGGCCACUUUUUGAAGACAAGAAAAGUUUGGCCAGAGGGUGAUCAAAAUCGGCCAGGUGUGCAAAUUGACUGCCCAACUGGCCAUGUGGGAAAGUAUCUAUGGGAGGUGUGAAAAACACAAGUGGCCUCCAUAAUUUCUAUUGUUUACCUGUGCAAUCAUGGGUAUUAAGUGACACUUAGCUAAUCCAAAGGACCCUUCCAAAUUUUGUACAAAGUGUUAAAAACAGUUAGGAACAUAUUGAAUGAAUAAGUAUCAAACGCCAUAUUGUUUCACCAUACUAUCGCAUUGAUAUAAGCGGUAUUUGAUAAAGCACAAACCCAUGACUGUUAAUGAUAAUUAUUAAAUGAUAAAUGAAUUUUCUUGGUUUCCAUAGACUUAAAAUUCCUAAGAAAUAUUCAAAUUACAAUUUCAUAUUUAUUACUGUACUUUUUAAAAACGUCAAAACAAAUUUGUUAAUGAUAUAAGCAAUGAAUAUAAACAGAGUGUUUAUAGGUAAGAGGAAUUCCAAUUUUUUUUAGGUAUCGUGUUAUAAAUUUUCAGUUAAAAAUUAGCUGAUUUCAGCGAGAAUUUAUAAUUACCUGCAGGUACAAACGGACUAAUUUGAUCUCUACCGAUAAUUUAUCAUAGAUCACCAGAACAAAGUGAACAGUACCUACUUUGACAAUAUUGAGAUAAAAUGUCUCUAAAUGCUGAAUUCUCGGUAAACCGGCCAUCCCUCUAAACUGGCCGUUUUUAUUGGUCCGAGAGCCGGCCGGUUUAGAGAAGUUUCACUGUGUAUAUAUAUAUAUAUAUAUAUAUAUAUAUAUAUAUAUAUAUAUCACAAAUAAGUAACAGGCAAAUGACUUUCAGACAGAGGUCACUCGGGGUUAUUUUUGAAAGGUCUAGGUCACUCAGAACAUAUAAUCUUCAUUUCAACAAUAUUUCAACAAUCAUUGAUCAUUGUGCAAGUCAUUCAUCAUAUGAAGUAAUUCAUUGGUUAGAUGCAGUUUGGGGAGCAUCCAUCGGUUUAACUGAUAUUCUUGUUGGUUGUGUAUGGAUUAGAGAGGUUGUCCUGAAUCAUCAGUGUUACUGCCCCUGAUAGUGGUCCUGUCCUGGGCUCAGUAUUGUGGAGUAUUAGUAACUUUCUGAUCUUCAUUAUCUGGCUUACAUAGAUAAUACACCUAUUAAUUUAUGUCCAUACUGUACACCAUGAGUCAUAUUGGUUCAGAUCCUCACUCAAAUGGGCUUUUAUUAUCUGGUUCGGGUAUUUGGAGCAGUCACACUUUCAAGUUAUAUAUCAUUUCAAGGAAGGCUUGUGUGAACCUAUGUAUGGAUAUUAAUGCCAUGGGUCUACUGAUGCAUGUUGCAGGUCAUGAUGUGGAUGCUCCGCAAGUCCCUUAUUUCUGGAUGUGUAAACGAGUUCAAUAGUUUUUACUAUAUAUUCCUUAUUUUACGUGAGUACAUGUACGUAAUAUAGCGAAAUGACUCGGAUACAUCAAAUCACGUGAACAUGAAUUCGGGUGUCGUCUGUUGUUAAUCAAGAGUACUUAAUGUAUAUUAGCAACAGAAAAUUAAAAGUGGGUAAUUUUAAUUUAUUUCACGAGUGAUGUCUAUCGUGAAAUUACAUGAUAUUAAUAAUUCCUCGUGUGUAUUUAGGAAUCUACAGUAUUGCAGGUUCAUUCCUAAUUAAGUUUUACUUGGGCCAUUUUCUUCCAAGGAUGAACAUUUAUAAGACAUUAUUUGUAUAGCAGACAUGCUUCAAAUUUGCUGCCUGUCCACUCAUAUUGUAGCCAUACAGUACUAAAUUUGUGUAAAUGCAGACUAGCAGUCAUGCUAAAAAACAGUGUAUGAUUAACUAAUUACUUUUUUUUUCUAAAAGAGGGACAUGGUUAAAUUUUAUAAAAGGAAUCUAUAUCAAAUAAUAAAGAAAAAAACUUCAUUAAGCACAAUUUCAUAUAUUGUGCAUCUGAGGAUGCAGUAUAUAUUGUCACAAAGAAUCUUUUUCGGUAUGUGAAUUUUGGAUACAUUUUAGCAUGUACGUGUAAAUAGUUUUUUGUAGGUAGGAAUGUAUCAGUAGUGAUGUUGAGGACAGAUUUUUGGUAUGAAACUGUGCUUCAUCUCAUUAUAGAUGGAGAAUUAUCUUUGAUUAUGCCAGGUAUUUUAUACCCCUUGAAUCCAGGGGCCAGGGCCUUCAAGUUUGGAAAAAAUAGCAAUAUUUGAUUAAAAUUGGGAAAUUUGUUUCAUACAAAUGAAUAAGAAAAACAAGCAAAAAGUUAACCAUUUGAUAUUUUAUUAUCAAUGUGCCUGGCUUAAACAAGCUUUAAUUUCCAGUCUUUGGCAGAGAAAAAACUGUCACACAUUUUUUGCACCAGAGUGGCACUGCAUGAGGUUGGAUGGUCCCUCAUGGCAUAUUCUCAUCAAAGCAUCCAUCAUUUGGAAAUUUUUGGACAUCAUUUUGGGAAAAACACCUGCUUUUCAGCAUUGGGAAUGGGGCCGAAUUUCGGCCCUCUACAGACCCUUUAAAAAAAUCCCUGUAUGCUGUUUGAUUAUUCCUGAUGGUUGAUUAAAAUUAUAAUUGUAUUUUACUACAUGCUUAUACCACUUCAGUUGAUCACCUCCAGAACCGGGCAGGGUGAAGUGUUCAGCUAAAUGUGUCCAAAAUUGAGUUCACUUGAUAAUUGAAGUAGUUUUUAGAAGGAUUUCCAGAUUGUGCAGAAAUUUAUUGCAGAUAAAAAAAACUUCCUUGUUUGUAGACGUACUUUUGUUCUUGUUAUAAUUUUCUUUGUUAUGGUUCAUGUUUUAUGUAAGAUUAUAAUGUGUCUUAUUUUGUAAAUUUUAUAUAUCAGCGUCUAGUCAUUGUGUUAAUAAUAUUCAUUAUAUGAACAUAUACACAGCGCUUAUGAUUCUUCAGUAUGCAUUUUUUUGCAUGUAUACAUAGUCAUUGUAGUUGAAGACUCAAUUCUUCCCUUAUUUUGUGCUUUCCAGAUGUAUGUGCAUAGUAAUACAUGCAUAUCAAGUUGUUGGAAUUUUAAUUUUUUUGAGAAAUAAUAAUUAUGCAUGAUUUUUUCAGUGUCAUCAUGAAAUACCUCUUUUUUUUCAGAACAAAAUGUGAUGAUGAGGCCACAUUUUAAAAGAAUGUUUGUUUCCCCUCCCCCGGUCUAGUUUAUGUAACAGACCAGGCAGGUACUUUUUUUCACCUCCCCCAGGUCUUGUUUAUGUACCAGACCAGGCAGGUACUUUUUCACCUCCCCUUUGUCUAGUUUAUGUAACAGACCAGGCAGGUGCUUUUUUUUCACCUCCCCCGGGUCUAGUUUAUGUAACAGACCAGGCAGGUACUUUUUUUUCACCUCCCCCAGGUCUUGUUUAUGUAACAGACCAGGCAGGUACUUUUUCACCUCCCCUUUGUCUAGUUUAUGUAACAGACCAGGCAGGUACUUUUUUUCCACCUCCCCCGGGUCUAGUUUAUGUAACAGACCAGGCAGGUACUUUUUUCACCUCCCCCGGGUCUAGUUUAUGUAACAGACUAGGCAGGUACUUUUUUUCAACUGGAUGUUUAAUAUGGAUGUGUGGUUCGACUUAUACACAUGAUCCCACUAUUUAGAUAUAGAUUUUUUAUGCAGAUUGGAUAAAUUUAGAUCAUGAAUCCUUUUGCUUUCAAGUGCUAUUGUUCAAGGCUUAGAGUAGAUUUGUCGAAUAUCAAAUGCAAGUGGAUGGAUAUAUAAACAUUUUUCCCUAAUAAAUUUAAUUAGGGAGACAAGCCCUUUGAACUUUAUUUGACAGACAGCUUGAUCAUAUGACAAGGUGUAGAUUCCUAAUUCCAAAUGCAAUAGAAGUGUAUACUAGCUGUCUUCAUUAAUAUCAGGAUAUUUGCCUUCCUUGAAAAUUUCUAACAAAUAAAACUGGUAAUUAAAUCAAGAAAAUCAAAACUUUACACAUUUAUUACAAAUAUAUCAUAGUUUGACUAGAACAAAUAUUUGGGUUUUAAAAAAAAACUGGAUGUAGAAUUAAACUUAAUUAUCAUAUAAAAAGCAUAAACUGUCCCAUACUAAUUUAAUUCUAUAUCCUAUAAAAUAUAAUUUAAAAAAAAAUUAGAUUCCUUCCUUAUAAUUGAAUUCUCAACACUAAAAGAUGCAAAUAAAUGCGAUCUUGUCAUCCAUCUUUCCAAUCUUGAUUUAUCCACUGAAUUGAUUAAUAAACUCAGAGACUUCAAGAAACACUACUGGUAAUUGAAAAAAAAUCAAUUUUAUUUGGGGGGGGGGGGGGGGGGCUUAGUUUUGACCUGGUCAGGUGAGGGGAAACAAACAUAUAUUUCAUUUUGGCCUGAUGGUAUUUUGCAAUAAUUACACUAAUAAUUAAUUAUCUCCUUUCCUUUAUGUACAAUAUAUAUGUAUUGUUUGUAUAACUGUACUUCUAGUUAUAGGAACUAGUAUAUGUAUGUAACUGUUGUUGGAGCAUUUACUCAUAUUGUGCUAUCUGUUUUGGUCUUUGGACUGAACACAUUACAAGAUAGCUUUCUGGUUCAUUGCAGUGACCGUGUUGCACUACAUGCAAUCACAUCUAUCCAUGAUCAAAUCUAGUCUGAAUUCAUUCAUCUAGGCAUUUGUCAUUUCCGGUGCUAAACUGCUAAAUGUGUGAAGAGCCCAGAUAAUACACAUAUUGGAUGCCACUUGUCAAAUCAUUCAUUUCAGAAGUGACAUAGCCAGUUGAAUUGGAUUGAUAUACAAUGUGUGCAUGUAUUGGUAUUUUAUUAUACAGUGUCUGUACAAACAUUUA
Molecule: messenger RNA, 8229 nt
Organism: Ostrea edulis (European flat oyster)
Lineage: Eukaryota; Metazoa; Mollusca; Bivalvia; Ostreida; Ostreidae
Product: ileal sodium/bile acid cotransporter-like
Exons: 3
Coding region: 318-1778 (486 amino acids)
Cellular component (GO): membrane
Source: RefSeq, a predicted model, not a curated record